GGAAACAAUGGAACCAACUACGGAGGACCAGACUAAGUCAGCUCUCGCCACCAUGAUGCACCAAGUCAUCCUCACUUGUAACUGGCAACAAGUGGAGCUGGCUCNGCCACCAUGAUGCACCAAGUCAUCCUCACUUGUAACUGGCAACAAGUGGAGCUGGCUCGGCAGGCACGUACCAUCACCGAGUACGAGGAGACUCUUAAGAGCCUCCACGCCCGCCUUGACGUGCUGGAGAAGGAUGACGUGCUGCACAGGCACACGGCAUCGUCAAGCAUAGAUCCACCGAUCCGCGAGCUGGAGGAACGACUGGAUCACUUAGCCGCACUUGUCGAAAAUUUGAACAGUUUCCGACACCCGGCGACCAUCAGCCAGCAAAUAGCCGCCCUACAAGCGGAUCUGCGUCAACUGCAGCAACAACCAACUGGGACCUGCAACAACGUGACGCCGAAACAAUUCAAGAUGCCGAAGUUCAGCAUCGAGAGGUUUAAUGACUACCACAAGGCGGACCCCAUCAAUUGGUGGCAAGGGUUCACCAAUGAGCUCUCCAUCCACCUGGUCCCGCCCAAGUCGAAGAUCCCAGCACUUCACCUCUGCAGCACCGGUGCCAGCCAAGUGUGGCUCAACCACCUGGCUCAAACCGAGGGCGUCGAAGUCUCUAAGCUUUACACCAAUAUCACUUGGGAGACCAUGACUGCGAAGUGGCGGAAACGUUUCAUCGUCGACGACGCUCAGGGCAAAGGUGUGAACCGGAUCUUCAGCAUGCAUCAAGGCAGCCAGCCAACACGCGAAUGGCUAACCGAGUGGCAAAAAAUCGUGACAAUUCCGAAUCUGGACAUCCCAUUCGUACAUCUUCGUCGCGAAUUCUUCCAGCGGCCAGUUGACGUGUUGAGCACGGCCCUUGGGGAGCGCAGCCUGUACACGGACUUCGACCAGAUCGUGGAGAAGGCGCACGAAGUCGUCCAAACGAAUCGGUGGGCAGCCAACGAGCGGCGAAGCCAACCGAAUUUUGUGGAAAGGGGCAAAGGCCUGCAGCCACAGCAAGUCGCUGCUGUCCAAGGAAAUGGACAGGAGAACGACCAGGCGAUGACUCACGAGUCUAGUGAAGGAGACGGAGUCAACGCCCUUCCGCCACGAUGCAACAACAACAACAACAACAACAAGGCGAAAUUUGCGUCAACAACGGAAGCCGGACAGCCGAAUGAGCCAUGGAAGAAGUUCAGCCUCACGAAGGAGCAAUACAUACUCCGCCAGAGGCAAAGAAGACGUCCGUCCAUGACAAAGCUCGGUAAACCGAGUUUCGCGGGAAGUGAGGCGACUCCACUUCCUACUCCGUCGGACACGGUUGCCUUGCUAACAACCUCCUCCACGUCCGGGGAACAUGCGUAUAUUGCCAGUCUUCGUGAAGAUUAUGAAGACUAUGAUGUCCAGCUGGUCCCGCCGUUGGACCAACCUCUCCACGUGCAAGAGUUUUAUGCGUGCGCGACUUCAUCACCAUCGCCAAGUGAACCAGCAUCCUCGCCUACAUCACUCGAGGACUCGUCGGUGUGGUCUAGACUUGAGGAAAUCGACCCAUUGACACCGGAGGACUUCCAAUGGUUGCCUCUUCCCCCAUCUGGUUCUUUGUGGAAGACGCAUUGCAACGCCCUAAUGGCGGAGCUACACAACUACUUGCACGUUGCAGUACCAUCUCCGUUGAUGGAAGACGGAGUAGCGGUUGUUGACCUUCGCGAGUACAUUGCGAAGAUUGACCAUGAGUACGCGACGCAACGGUACGACGACACCGACGCACCAUUACUAUACGUCCGCAUUCAGAUCGGGAAGCCCACGCAAGUCACGUUGGUCGACGGUCAUACGCACAAGUCCAUCGACCGGUGCAUUGACUCCGUCCCCAUGUACUUCGCCCCGCUUGCACGUGAGGCCGUGUCCUUUGACAUAUUGGACAACAAGUUCGACAUGAUUUUGGGCACGUCAUGGUUGCGCAGCGAGGACCACCCGGUGAACUUCUACCGCCGCACCGUUCACGUUCGUGACCGGAAUGGGGUACUUGUGCCAUGUACGGUCCCCCCACCUCAUCCUUUGAUUGGUUGUCACGUGGUCUCCGUGGCAAGCAUUCGCAACUCCAUCACACGGAACGACGUUGAGGAAAUGGGCAUUUGUUUCUUGCACGGCCCCCCUCCUCCCGACGAGCCAGCGGCGGAACAGCCACCGGAUCCACGCAUUGUACAACUUAUUGACUCCUAUGGCGAUGUUUUUGAAGCCCCCGCCGAAAUCGUACCGAAUCGGCCAAUUCGUCACGAGAUCAUCCUCGAAGACGGGGCCGUACCUCCGCGCGGAUGUAGUUACCGCAUGAGCGAGGAGGAACUCGAAGUGCUUCGAACGCAACUUGAUGACCUCAUUUACAAGGGCUGGAUUCGCCCUAGCUUCUCGCCCUACGGUGCACAUGUUUUCUUCGUUCGGAAGAAGAACAAGGAGCUACGCUGAUGCAUUGACUAUCGCAAGCUAAAUGCUCAAACCAUUAAGAAUGCCAGCCCGCUUUCACGCAUCGACGAUCUUCUCGAACGUU
Chara braunii is the source of this 2563-nucleotide messenger RNA. NCBI's taxonomy places the organism in Eukaryota, Viridiplantae, Streptophyta, Charophyceae, Charales, Characeae. The record is from the annotation of a GenBank genome assembly.